Molecule: messenger RNA, 2053 nt
Organism: Halichondria panicea
Lineage: Eukaryota; Metazoa; Porifera; Demospongiae; Suberitida; Halichondriidae
Product: solute carrier family 15 member 4-like
Exons: 3
Coding region: 70-1980 (636 amino acids)
Biological process (GO): transmembrane transport
Cellular component (GO): membrane
Molecular function (GO): transmembrane transporter activity
Source: RefSeq, a predicted model, not a curated record
GCUUUCUAGUUCCAUAAUGAUACAGUACUGUAUCAUCAUCUAUGCUAAUUAGAUCCAGAUCUACCACGAAUGGCUGGAGCAGUCAAUUCUCAGGAGGAUGAAUCUACUUAUUCUACCUUCACACAGAACAGUGGCUCUUACACUGACUCACCUCUCUAUGGGGCUGAAAGUUGGGAGAGAACAGGAGAUAAUGGACUUCAAUCAUCAAAGAAAUUCUUCUACCAUAGCAUCCCUCGAAUGACAAGACAGCAGCAACAAGGUACUCCCAAAAGUUCUGCUAAAUCGUUCUGCACUGAUUUGUGUUCAGAUUCUUGCACUCAACUAAAAGAGAAAUGUGCCCUUUGGAGGGUUCUAUGCUCCCUCAAUUUCAGGGCGAAUAGAUGUUGUUGUCAAAUAUCACAAACGUACAAACAGCACUUUUUUUUCAGAAAGAGCCUAGUACUAGUUCUGCUACUGAAUGCUCUGUUCUCAACUGCAGUAUUUGGAGUAACAACAGAAGUUGUAAAAGUUAUCAUUGGCGCAGAAUAUCUAUUACUUCGCACAUUAUUGAUUCACGGCAUAACUCAAGUCAUGUUUCCUAUUGGUGGUCAUCUGGCAGACUUGUAUGUUGGUCGACACAACAUGAUCCGCUUCAGCCUUUGGAUGGCAUGGUUAGGGUUGGCUCUAUUUGGUCUAACUUUCGCCUUAGAUAGAUACAUUAAUCCAUUUACAAGAUUUGUGAUUUUUCCAUUUACAGCAAUUGUGCUUAGCAUUUCCUAUGUGUGCUUUAUGUCAAAUAUCAUCCCUCUUGGCUUGGAUCAGUUACAAGGGGCUUCUCAUGUUCAUUAUAGUUCUUUUUUUUACUGGUGGUAUUGGACACUAAACAUUGGAUUCAUCAAUGUACCCCAGUACUGUAAAAAUAACGUUGAAAUAGAUGUUCUUAUUCAAGUCGGGAUCGGUCUGGUUCUCAUAACAAUUGCAAUAGUUUUAGAUGCUCUAUUGAAGCAUUGGCUUGUGAUUGAACCAAUUUCCAAGAAUAAUAACCCUCUUGUGCAAAUAAUGAGAAUCCUCAAAGAUGCGUGCAGGCAAUCAAAUAACCAGAAAAUUCCUAGUGUUGUGUUCCACGAAGUUAACAUACAGCAAUUUGGAAGGAUGGAUCGAAUGAAGAAACGCUAUGGAGGAAAAUAUGAAACCGAACAAAUCGAAGAUGUGAAAACAGUCUUUCGUGUAUUGCUUGUUCUCACAGGAAUUGGAUUUUCAACUCUUAUUUACGCUGGGGUGUUCGACACAAUUGGACUAAUGGCGGCCAACAUGAGAGGAACAUUGGCUAGUUUCACAAUCAAUACAGAUCCAUGUCAGGUCAACAUCUCUUUACUGAAUGCAACGAAUGGACUGAUACUCAUAAUUUUGAUCCCAAUAUUAGACCUUGUUGUUGUACCACUACUGAGGCAUAUAUUUGUUAACCCCACUAUUAUGUGGAGGUUGGGAUGUGGAAGUUUCCUUGCCCUUGUGACAGCCUUGUGUAUGUUUGUGAUACAUUCAGUAGGGAAUGUGAAUUCAAGACUGUGUAUCUUCCGUGCUAUUGACUCGCCUCUCAGAAUAGACAUCAGUGUGUACUGGAUUUUAUUGCCAGUGAUUAUCCUCACCAUUGCAGAAUUGUUUAUUUACAUUCCCGGAUUUGAGUUCACUUGUGCCCAGACUCCCUACAAUAUGCGUGGUCUUCUGAUUGGAAUAUUCUUCUCCGUCCAAGGAAUGUUCUCUCUUCUAUCUGUCCUCAUGCAGUAUCUGUUCAUGACAAGUCAGUAUACCUUUCCCACACUCACAUGCAGUGGAUGGUACUACCUUGUUCUGUUAUGUUUUUCUGUAUUUGGAUUUCUGUUUUUUGUUUUAGUAGCUUGUAAGUACAAGAGGAGGCGAAGAGAUGAAGUUUUCAACAGUGUAACACUAAUAGAGGAACAUUAUGUAUCAUUUCUAAAUAGGAGAAAUCAUGAGGCAUCAUAGUUUGUUCUAUUCUGCUUGUUUUGUAAUUAGUUUUUCUCAACUCUAGAGAGUCAUAAUUAUAUUGAACAAUUAA